CCCGAGCGGCUGCCUGCGGUCCCGGCUCGGCCUCCCGGUGCGAUGGAGGCCGAAGAGCUGAUGGUGCUGUUCGGGGACGACUCUGUGGAGGUGCACUACGCGGGGGGAUCGCGCCUGCUGCUGUCUCCGUGCGGCUGCGAAUACCUGUACAAAGCAGCGCUCCCCGCCGCCGCCCACCCGCUCCAGCCGGCCGAGACCACCCGCCAGCGGGUCGCCUUCGUCGUCAGUGCCUACAGGGAACAACUUCUACGAGCUCUAGAUUUCCGGAACAAGUUUUCUUCUCGCCCGUACUUACCUUCCCGCGUUAUACCUCCAGAGAGAAAAAAGAUUCUUCUCAAUGAUAUCUUAGAAAUUAGAUGGCCUGACCCUGCAACAGCUGAUCUGACAAGAUGUAUAGACAAUGGCAGUGUGAAGAUCUCAUCUGUAGAUGGCUAUGCUCACCUUUACUUGUCAGAAUUACAGCAAGAAUUUACAGUGGAGUUCUUAUGCAAAGUCAGCCAGUCAUCUGCAGCAUCGUUAUGCUCCUCUCAAAAGUACAGCUACUAUCAAACUGGAGUUCAGCAUGAAAAACCAAGUAAUGACUCUGUUACAGAAAUGUCAUUGAAACAAACAAAAAUAGAGAAUAAGAAGAAUAAACGUGGUUGUGCUGAAGGUAAAUUCAGGGAACCAACCAAACCAAAGGAUCAAGGAGACAGAGAUGGAGACCCUUUGUUCUACACCAGUUGUUCUUCUGAAUACACAUGGGUUACCCAGUGUUGGUCUGUUUCCUCCUAUCCAGAAGAAUGGAAAUAUCCUUUGUCUUUGGCACUGAUGUGCUGUAGCUUACAUACAGUUAAGAACAUAAUGAAGCCAUGUGGGGAAAAUAACCAUACAUCUAUCAAGGCUGAUGUUUUAACAGACCCUGAAACACAUGAAACAGUUUCUUGUUUACCUACAGCUUUGCCACUCAGCUGCAGAGCCCCACAUUUACACAGGUGGACUUUCUGUGACUUCUUUCAGAAUGAAGAUACUGAAAACUAUGCAUGCCCUCAGCUAAUUCAAGUUGUAUGGUGCCAGGGUGUGUUUUACAGAUUUAUCCAUGGUAGGACAAACAUCAUAGAAGUUUAUCCUGGUGAUGACUCAUUUUUCAAGUCAGAGGGAGCAUUUUUAGGAAAAUAUUUCGUACAUUAUGCAGUCCAAAAAGGAACAAAACAGGUGGAAGAAAAAAUGUAUUCAGUGAACAGCCUUCCUCCUGAUGUACCAGGAAAUCCAUAUUCUAUAUCCUCCAUUAUUACUCAGGCAACCAAAAUACUUCAUUAUUGCUGCAAGACAAAACUGUUAUUAAGUCAUAACUAUUACUUCUGCUGUUGGAAAAUGGUACCUGAGACAGAUGGACGAGAAAUGUUGCCAGCUUUGCUGUAUGAAAAGACUAUUCCCAGCAUGGGAAGACUCAUUGUGUACUCAGAUCAUAAAGUCCAUGCUGCUUUUUGGAAUGGGUUGACCCUGAAUGUGGUUUGGGAUUUCAGUUCCUCCUCUAAUGAGAUUCAGGUACAUCAGAACAGCAAUAGAAUGGUGCAGAAGUUUGAAUGAAAGGAAAGAGAUUGCUGAAUAUACUGCACACUCUGUAACUGAAGAAAACUGGUAUUCAUCUUUGUCCUAAAAAAUUGACUAUAAAUAAUAUUGAAAACAAAGCCCAAAAAUAUUAUAAACUGUGAAUUUUAUAGAUUGCAUUUCCUAAUGGUCCAAAAGACCAUUUAUUUUGUAUGGUUUCAUAUUUUUCAUUCAGCUUUUAAAAUGUUAGGUGGGUUCCAGGGGGAGGUUGUUUCAUUGAGCCUGUCUUACUUAAAUAUCAGAAUUACGAUGACUUGGCUAAAGGAGUAUUAAUGUUACAGAGAUAGUAUCUUGCAAGGCAAAAAAAGAGAAACUAGGCUAAGAAAGGUGUCUUAACAGAAUAUCAAGCAAUUCAAAACAGUGCUUUGAACUUAGCAGUUGGGUAUUUUGCUGAUGGACUUGCCCUUUUUAAUACAUGCUACUGACCAGAAAUCUACUGACAUCACAUGCAAACACAUUUGGGUAUUAAAAAUGUGUUAAUUGAUAUCAAUUACUCUUGUACUUGUUACUUAAAUUAUAGCAGAUUCAGCUGAUACAUUUUAUAGCUGAUGAAGUGAAAAUUUUUAUCUAUAUUUAUAGAUACAUAGAGAAAAGAGACUACUCUUCAAGCAGAGCCUUAGUUUUCAGGAACACAAAUGAUUAAUGUCAGCCAUUGUAUGAAAGACAGAAAUAAAGCGACUUUUUUUACACUUGGAUUUUGCUUAUCUAACUUCCAGUAUUGCUGGAAACUGUUAAAAAAUAAAAUCUGAUUUAUAAAAUGUCUUUAAGAACCUUUUAUGAUACUAUAUAGUUUAAUAAUCUUUAUUUUCUUGGACAGGUCUGCUGAUGCUGAGCUCGAAAAAAUCCAGAGAU
Messenger RNA from Myiozetetes cayanensis, 2442 nucleotides. It is a transcript of the gene CUNH5orf34, whose product is annotated as chromosome unknown C5orf34 homolog. Bases 43 to 1569 code for a protein of 508 amino acids. The record is from RefSeq and is a predicted model, not a curated record. The transcript has 9 exons. NCBI's taxonomy places the organism in Eukaryota, Metazoa, Chordata, Aves, Passeriformes, Tyrannidae.